GCCCUGUUUCGUUAAUCAUUGGCGAGUUAUUUCCCUUUGCGUACUCUCCGAUGUAAAGAGAGUAGAAAUAUACUAUCGAUAUUAUUGGAGAGCAAACAAUCUACCGGUGCGCGGAAGCCAAUAUGGAGUCCGAUGCCUGUCCAAAAUCGACAGAAAAAAAGAGACACUACUGCUGCAUUUGUUCAAACUAUGCUGGAAGGGUUGUUAAUCAUCGUAGGAUAAGUCUACAUCGAUUUCCAACAAACCAAACCGUAAGACGUUUGUGGCUUCGACGAAUAAAGCUUUGUUACGGAAAGUACGUAUUCAGCGAAAAUGACCGUCUUUGUUCCUACCACUUCCGAGAGGGAAUCAAGAAAAACAACGAAAUUCCAUGUGUUUUCGAGGGCAAAACGUUCAAUUCUUCUAACAUUCAAGAUGGUGAUCUGGAACCUAUUACUAGACAAGAAACAAGUACAGAUCUGACCACCCUACCGAGUUUAUCAGAGGAUGAACACGUUCCUGACCUUGGACCCUCCUUCAAACAUGCUGGGCAUUCUGCUGUUCAAACUUCAGUCUUCUUGCAUGAUUAUUGUCAAGCUGUCUCCAAAGAAGACAUUUCUAAUAUUCUUAACAAAUGUGACCAAACAGAUAUGGUUGAUAAAAAAAACAUUACAACACAGACUUCAUCACAAAAGGUGGAUACAGGAACACAAACUGAUUUUGUGUAUGUCUUCAAUGACAUCCCUAUGCUUGCCACAAAAUUAAAAAGAACCUGUGAUGUCAGUAUACAAACAUCCAGACCAGAUCUCACUAUUGAAGACAUUAGCAAUUCUGAUGAAAAGGUCAUGUUUUAUACCGGAUUACCCAACAGUGGCACAUUUUUUGUGUUAUUUGAUGAAAUGGGUGAUAUUUGUGAUGACAAUGUUGAUGGAAACCGUGGUAGACGCAGAACACUGAGAUUGCAAGAUGAGUUUUUCAUGGUAAUGAUGCGUCUUCGCUUAGGGUUGCUCCUAGAAGAUCUUGCUCAACGGUUUAAAGUUUCAAAAUCCACAUGUAGCAAGAUUGUUUCACGGUGGAUUGACUACAUGGAUGUGAAACUUAACUUCUUGCUUAAUUGGCCUGAAAGAGAAGUGAACAACUUAACAAUGCCCAAACAGUUUAGAUCUAAAUAUCUGAAUUGCCGUGUAAUUAUUGACUGCACAGAACUUUACACAGAAACUCCACAAUCCCUGUCAAAUAGAUCAUUGAUGUAUUCUUCAUACAAAUCCCAUAUGACAUACAAGGCCCUGAUCGGAAUUAAUCCACGUGGUGUUAUAACAUUUGUAUCUGACCUUUGGGCAGGGAGCAUAAGUGAUAAACAGUUGACAAAAAACAGUGGAAUUCUUGACCUGUGUGAAGCUGGAGAUGCUAUUAUGGCAGACAAGGGAUUUCUCAUCAGAGAUUUAACAACUCCCAGACGUAUAGAAUUGAUCAUACCCCCAUUUAAGACAAAAUUUAAACGUUUAACAAAGCGAGAGGUUGAGGAAACCCGAAGAAUUGCGAAUUUAAGAAUUCAUGUUGAACGUGCCAUUGAGCGUGUGAAAAACUUUAGGAUUUUGCAGGGUAAUAUUCCAAUUACACUUGCUGGACAGGCAUCAAAAGUUUGGAAACUAUGCUGCAGAUUUUCCAACCUGCAGCCUCCUCUAGUGACUGAUAGAUAGUAAAGUUUGUUGACUUGGCCACCCGCCCAACACCUGUGAGCAAAACACUGCUGUGUUUACAUUUAUACAAGCUGAUCUAUAUUUAGGCAUAAGCCAAGAAAAGCUGCACUAUUAUUAGCAGAUGUUAGGUUUAGUUCUAGUUCUUAUAGCCUGUUUUGUGUUAGUCAGUCAUUUAAAGUCUAUUUUAUGAUUUUAUAGUAGUAACUGUGCAAGCGUUCCAUUGUUGUCCACGUACUCUAUUGUACCCCAUUUUCAGUAUGUGGUCACAGUGACCAACUUUGGGUCACAGUGACCGAUUUCUCGUCACAGGUAUAUAAAGUGACAAAAUUUUGGUCACAUAAAGCAUUCAACUUAAAAUCUUUAAAGGGGCAUGAUCUAUCUCAUAUUAUUCUAAAAAGUAAGUUUAAAGCUAACAAUCUUAACAUUAGUAUUGAACAAAUGAAUAUAAUUUAACCAUAAAGUAAUAACGUGUAACCUGUUCAUUGAAUUAUUGAGUUGUUCAGCAACUUUUUACAAUAUUGCCUUUCUUAAUAUUUUUUAAGAGAAGCAUAAUUUAAAUUUUGUGAUUCAUUUUUUUUUUCUUGUGUAAAGUCGUUCCGUAUUGUGAAUUAACUUUCAGACUGAUUGAUCUUAAAUUUGUGAAUACAUAUGAGUAGUGUUCUGAGAAAACUGGGCAUAAUGCAUAUGCAUAGA
Dreissena polymorpha is the source of this 2372-nucleotide messenger RNA. RefSeq lists its product as uncharacterized. The record is from RefSeq and is a predicted model, not a curated record. Bases 123 to 1679 code for a protein of 518 amino acids. The transcript is spliced from 2 exons. Lineage: Eukaryota; Metazoa; Mollusca; Bivalvia; Myida; Dreissenidae.